Molecule: messenger RNA, 1416 nt
Organism: Glycine soja
Lineage: Eukaryota; Viridiplantae; Streptophyta; Magnoliopsida; Fabales; Fabaceae
Product: F-box protein At2g26850-like
Exons: 5
Coding region: 140-1105 (321 amino acids)
Molecular function (GO): protein binding
Source: RefSeq, a predicted model, not a curated record
CUUUAUUGCUUCCUUUCUUCCAGUUUUGGGUUUGUAUGGUUGAAGCUGCAAAAUCCUUUCAAACUAUCUUGGUAUCUUUUUUUUUUUUUUUAUGCAAUUAUCUUGGUAUCUGUAGCCUUUAAGGUUUCAACAAAUUAUAAUGUCAUCUGAGAAGAAUUAUACAUCAAAACUGGAUAAGCAAAAAGAUUGCAAAGUAUCUUCUCUCUUAGAUUUGCCUGAGUGGACCUUGGAUUGCAUUCUUGAGUGCCUUCCACCACAGGAUUUGUGCAGAGUGGCACAAGUGUGUACCAGUUUGAGGGAUAGAAUCAGAAGUGAUGCUUUGUGGGAGAAAAAAAUCAAGCACAAAUGGGGUAGGCUACUUGGUGAUGUUGCUCACCAAGAGUGGCAGUUGCACACAACAAAGAUAAACACACAAAGCUUCUUGUUGUUAAAGCAGAAUCAGAGUGGAUCCUAUGGAUCUUUCAGUGGUGUUUGGCCUUUCCUUAUCUUUCAUUCUUAUUUGGAAAAUUUCAUUGACUUGAUUAGUUUGUUUAAAAAUUGUUCAAAAAUGGCUUUGUAUAUCUCUCUUGAGAGUGGCCUUUUUUGGUUUCCUGUUCAAGUGUUCAAGAUUACAAAUCUAUUCUGUUAUGAUGCUAUUGUCAGCUAUGACUCUAGAACGGACACCUUCAAGUCAAGGUCUCCAACUGGUGGAUGGCGAAUGAUUGAGGGAAAUAUUCAGCGGGAUAGGUUGAGAUUAGCACCAGCUGAAACAUCUCCAAUGACUUUUUAUAUGUCUAACUCUAUGAAUGAUUUGAAACCAGGAGAUCAUAUUGAGAUUCAGAUUAGAAGACGCAAAGAAUCCCCUUAUAAUUGGUGGUAUGCUGUAAUUGGUCAUUUGGAAACAUGCAACCAGAAUGUAAAUCAUUGCCAUUGCCAAUAUAGUGAUUCGUUGGUAGUGGAGUUCAAACAAUAUCAGCCCGAGAAUAGAAUGAGAAGAGCAAUGUUGAAUAGAAACGUAAAUGUGGAACAGGGUUCUACAUUUCGGCUUCGCUGGUUCGGUGGAAUCAGAAAACUAUAUAAGGAAGAGGAGAUUGAAAAGUGGAACAACCUCUUAGCCUCUAGAUAACUAGAUUUUGUGCACCAUUCAUAUGCAUGGACCAAUUAAUACAUUUGCAUAGCACCUUUGUCCUGUAUGUGUAAUGCAGAGAAUUAGAAUAUGCUAUUUACUUUAAGAUGGAAUUUGUGUUUCUCACAUCUUACACUCUGGUUGAUCUUCUAUUCCUUAUUAAUUUGAAAGGAGGAGGGGGAAAGAAGCCAUGUAAGAUGAAUUUGAAGGGAAUUUGCACAAGACAUGAUACAUUACGUAGUUGACAAUAGUAGCUUGUAUGUGGUAAUUGGUCUUAUUGCUUUGAAAAGGAAAGUAAAAAUUGACACCAA